AUGUUGUCACCAGUUCUUACGAUUUCAAUAACUAUUGUAGCUAUUGAAGUUGCUGUUGAAUUUUUUGGAAAUGGGUUUAUUGCAGCUGUUAAUAUCAUUUACUGGAUCAAAAGCAAAAAUCUUUAUUCCACUGAUAUGAUCUUGACCUUUCUGAGCACAUCAAGAUUUAUCUUGCAGGUGACCAUACUGAUGCACAUUCAUAGCCUCUACUUUGUGGAUGUGUUUAGGUUGGCUUCUGUACACAAAGCUUUUGGUGCUGUAUGGACGUUUGUAAACCAUGCCAGUUUGUGGUUCAGUACCUGGCUGUGUGCACUGUACUGUGUAAAAAUAAUCAAUGUCACCCAAUGGCUGCUCUUAGAAAUCAAGCUCAGAAUAGCUGGGAUGGUCCCAUGGCUUCUUCUAAGAUCAUCAGAGACUUCUUCUGUGACUUCUCUUCCUUUACUAUGGUUUGCACCCAGCACUUACCUCUGCAGCUCAACUGGGAGCUGUAGAGAAAGUAGGACAGCACAUAUCACUGACUGGGAUCAUUCACAUCUCUACCUGCUGCUUCUUUACUGUGCAGGUUGCUUUUUCCCUCUGGUACUCUCUGGUUACCCCAUCCCUAUUAAUUACUUCUCUAUGGAGACACACAAGAUGAAAUCUUAUGUAGAUAAUUUCAGGGAUCCUUUGAUAGAUGUUCACAUAACUGCCAUUAAAUCUAUUGUUUCUUUCUUGAUCCUACAUCUUUGCACUUUCAUAGCUCAAAUUCUGCUGAUACUGUCCACUUCUCAAAGUAAAGAUGUUGUGAAAGUUGUAGCUGGGGCAUACCCUUCCAUCCACUUUAUUAUCCUGACUAUAGUGAAUUCAAAACUGAAAUUGGUGGUUAGUAUCUUCUGCCAUCAGUUAAAGUGCCAUUUGUAA
Molecule: messenger RNA, 900 nt
Organism: Pezoporus flaviventris
Lineage: Eukaryota; Metazoa; Chordata; Aves; Psittaciformes; Psittacidae
Product: taste receptor type 2 member 40-like
Exons: 1
Coding region: 1-900 (299 amino acids)
Biological process (GO): sensory perception of taste; detection of chemical stimulus involved in sensory perception of bitter taste; G protein-coupled receptor signaling pathway
Cellular component (GO): membrane
Molecular function (GO): G protein-coupled receptor activity; bitter taste receptor activity
Source: RefSeq, a predicted model, not a curated record